AUGGGGCUCAAUCUGACACUCACAAAGCCACCAUACACUGAGCCACCGCGUGGCCCAGGAAGCCUUGCACCCAGCAACACCAGUGAUGGGCCAGAGAAGAACAGCACACUUCACAACGAAUUCGACACCAUUGUCCUGCCAGUGCUAUAUCUUGUCAUAUUUGUGGCAAGCAUCCUGCUGAAUGGCCUGGCAGUGUGGAUUUUCUUCCACAUUAGGAAUAAAACCAGCUUCAUAUUCUAUCUUAAAAACAUAGUGGUGGCUGACCUCGUAAUGACACUGACGUUCCCUUUCCGAAUAGUUCAUGGUGCAGGGUUUGGACCGUGGUACUUUGAGUUCAUCCUCUGCAGAUACACCUCAGUUCUGUUCUAUGCAAACAUGUACACAUCCAUCGUGUUUCUUGGGCUGAUAAGCAUCGACCGCUACCUGAAGGUGGUGAAGCCGUUUGGGGACUCCCGCAUGUACAGCAUAACCUUUACCAAGGUUUUAUCUGUGUGCGUCUGGGUGGUCAUGGCUGCCAUGGCCCUGCCCAACAUCAUCCUAACCAAUGGUCAGCCAACUAGAGAGAACAUUCACGAAUGCAUGAAACUCAAAAGUCCUCUGGGAGCCCAGUGGCAUAAGGCCGUCAUCUACAUCAACAGCUGCCUGUUUGUGGCAGUGCUGGUGAUUCUCAUCGGGUGUUACAUUGCCAUAUCCAGGUAUAUCCACAGGUCCAGCCGGCAGUUCGUGAGCCAGUCGAGCCGCAAGCGGAGGCACAACCAGAGCAUCAGGGUGGUGGUGGCUGUGUUCUUCACCUGCUUUCUGCCCUACCACCUGUGCAGAAUCCCCUUCACUUUCAGCCAUCUGGACAAGCUUUUAGAUGAAUCUGCACAAAAAAUCCUAUAUUACUGCAAAGAAAUGACUCUCUUCUUGUCUGCCUGCAAUGUGUGCCUGGAUCCCAUCAUUUACUUCUUCAUGUGCCGGUCAUUUUCAAGAAGGUUAUUCAAGAAAUCAAAUAUCCGAACCAGGAGUGAAAGCAUCCGAUCGCUGCAAAGUGUGCGGCGCUCGGAGGUGCGAAUAUACCACGACUACACUGACGUGUAG
This is a messenger RNA of Castor canadensis (American beaver), 1080 nucleotides long. RefSeq names its product G protein-coupled receptor 87 (gene Gpr87). NCBI's taxonomy places the organism in Eukaryota, Metazoa, Chordata, Mammalia, Rodentia, Castoridae. The record is from RefSeq and is a predicted model, not a curated record. Gene Ontology annotation, cellular component: membrane. Gene Ontology annotation, biological process: negative regulation of adenylate cyclase activity; G protein-coupled receptor signaling pathway. Gene Ontology annotation, molecular function: G protein-coupled purinergic nucleotide receptor activity.